Nasonia vitripennis (jewel wasp) is the source of this 1281-nucleotide messenger RNA. RefSeq lists its product as uncharacterized. Lineage: Eukaryota; Metazoa; Arthropoda; Insecta; Hymenoptera; Pteromalidae. The record is from RefSeq and is a predicted model, not a curated record. Bases 1 to 453 code for a protein of 150 amino acids. The transcript is spliced from 6 exons.
AUGUUCAUAACCACAGGAUUGUGCCAAACGGUCGUAUUUGAAAAACGCCUGUCCAAGGAUUUCCGAAAACAUUCGGACAUUCAAAGAAUAUAUGAAAAUCGCUCCGCGAGAGUUUUGGAACUGCGAUGCGUCGGAGCAGAUAGAAGGCAACACAUUUUUCAAACUGGGACCAAUCUUUCAAAGAAUUCCGGAAGCGCUCGAAGAUACAAUUACAUGAAACUGUUAGCCAAAGAGGAGGUCUUAGGUAAUUCCAACAAUUGCAAGGGUGCUAAAAACGUGACGAUCUAUAUAAAGGACUUGGAUCUCUUGGUGCCAGGUUUAUCAGAUAUCUGCUUCUGCACUUGUGACGACGUCUGCAAUAAUCACACGCUACGUCACUUUAGCUUGAGAGAUGUCAUUUCUGACGUCAAAGACAACAAAGUCAUCAGGUGCGAGACUCGUGAGCAAGAGUAAACAUCGAUACCCUAGAUGCGCCACCAAACUGUGUCCUUACCGGCUUGAGAUUUGCGCUGGAUGAUAAAGCCUUAAAAUUGGAAAUUCGAUACACGCCGUUUAACUUCAUUACCGGCCAUCUAGAUGACGAUAAAUCACAGUGGUAUUCUAAUCCCUCCGAGGAUGACUCUAGGUUUGAAAUGAAUAAAGCCGGCAACGAAUUACUUACCGAUCACGUGAAUCUAAUUGAGAGCGAGAAGACAAAGGGCUUUGUUAUGUUCAAGCCGAGCUCUUUAGAGACUGACGUUGGUCAGAACGUCGUUCCUUACAUCGAUAGUCAGCCGAUCGUUCCGGCUCCCUUUACUUUGCUCUCCGGCGCUGGCAUUGCUCUAAGGGAUAACAAAAUAGGAUCAUCUGGAUUUUUGACGCUCAAGCUUGUUACGUACGAUUAUUCGGGCCAUUUCGACGACAAAUGCGAUAAGGAGACAAUUAGAAAUAAUUUUGAUUUUAGCCUAUUUUAGAAUAGGAUUGUUACUAUUCUAAUAAAUAGUAGAGCUGAUUUAUUUUUGUGUAACUUAUUCUUAACUGCCUAACGUUCAUAUGUCACCUGAUUUGUUGAUAGGAAUAAUUAUUAUAAUUCUGUGGAUUUGGUUGAGACUAUAAUUAUAAGAGGAGUUAUAUUGGCCAGAAAAACCGACUUAUUUUUUAUAAUUUUAGCCGAAUCUGUGACCCAAAAAGUGUUGACUUCAAUCUUCUAGUCUGUGCUUUUCAACGAGAUUAUGUAAAAAUGACUGAUAAGACAAUAGAUGUACUAAUAUUCGAAAUUUAAAUAUAGUUACGCCGACCUCA